GGCGGCGGCAGCAGCGGCGCCGGUGACGGGCCCCGGAGGCCCGGCGCGGCGGCGUGUGCGCGCGGAGGGGCGUGCUCGCUCCCCGUGGCGGCCAUUGCCCUUGCCGCCAUGAUGAGCGCUCGGGCUCCAGGCGCUCGGCGGCAGCGCCACCUUCCUGCCUUGCUUUCCGCAGCCCCGUGACUGGCUGCAGUUUCCGCUGCGUUUCAGCUGAGCUGCCGCAGGCGGCCACCGCCGCCGCCCGGACGCCGGGACCGUUUCGCCCUCAGCGCCCCCGGCCCUGCGCCUUCCCCCGCGCCUGUAGCCACCCGAGGGCAGUCGGGGCAGGUGGCAGUCCGGACACCUGGGCUUACCAGGGCAUACGGGACCCCAGGAAAUGUUAUUUUUGCUUAAGUCAAAUCAUAUGUGGCUGCUAAGGUGCUUUCGAUGCAGUUGUUUUUCCAACAAUCUUUGCCACCCCGAGUAUCUGAAUAAAGAAAGAAAAAUAAAGAUUGAUGGGAAAGUUUUUGCCAUUGUUUUGUCCUAUAGGGAAGAAAAUUGCACAACACGAAAGCGGAGGAAUAAAAUUUUGAAUCAUUCGUACUCAUUUAUGUGGAAACAACUUUCUUGAAAAACGAUUUAAGCGAUUAGUGAUCUGUUGGUGGUAUUUUUUUAAAUCGAGGAAUAAGAAGGGCAGACGUUUUUUAUUUUCUUAUUGGAGGACAACUUAGUGUGGUGCAUAUUUAUUGUGCAUUUGCCUGUCAUGGUAUUUCGAUUUUUCAUUUGUGAAGUUUUAAGGCGGAGUUUCAUCCCCUAACAUACUUUUUUGAUUGCACACUGUACAACUUUCUUGAUAAACUCGGAGCCUACUGUUAGCGAUGCACCGUGCUAGAUGCUAAGAAACAUUAAAAAGGUUCUUGUAAUGCAGACGGUGGCUGCAAGAAGUCUCAUGUUUAGAGGUUCUUGCUAUAUUGCCCCAGGCUGGUCUCGAACUCCUGGGCUCAAGCCGUUCUCCCGCCUCCCACUGCCGUCUGUUCCCUGAGCUGUGCUUUACGCAGCUGGGAAAGACAUAGAAGAACUAUUAAGAAGAUAGAAUUGUUUUGCUGCGCAGUACAGCAACAGUGGAUGUUCAAGAUUAAGAUUAGAGUCAAGUUGUGUGAUUAAGACAGGAGCUGUGACUGAUGAGAAUUAAAGGCCAUGGAUGAAGAUGGGCUUGAAUUACAACAAGAGCCAAACUCAUUUUUUGAUGCAACAGACAAGGUCUCGUUCUGUCACCCAGGCUGGAGCACAGUGGCGCCAUCUGGGUCCACUGCAACCUCCACCUCCCAGGCUCAAGUGAUCUGCUCAGCUUCCCGAGUAACUGGGGCUACAGGAGCUGAUGGUACACACAUGGAUGGUGAUCAAAUUGUUGUGGAAGUACAAGAAACUGUUUUUGUUUCAGAUGUUGUGGAUUCAGACAUAACUGUGCAUAACUUUGUUCCUGAUGACCCAGAUUCGGUUGUAAUCCAAGAUGUUAUUGAGGACGUUGUUAUAGAAGAUGUUCAGUGCCCAGAUAUCAUGGAAGAAGCAGAUGUAUCUGAAACGGUCAUCAUUCCUGAGCAAGUGCUGGACUCAGAUGUAACUGAAGAAGUUUCUUUAGCACAUUGCACAGUCCCAGAUGAUGUUUUAGCUUCUGACAUUACUUCAGCCUCAAUGUCUAUGCCAGAACACGUCUUGACGGGUGAUUCUAUACAUGUGUCUGACGUUGGACAUGUUGGACAUGUUGAACAUGUGGUUCAUGAUAGUGUAGUGGAAGCAGAAAUUGUCACUGAUCCUCUGACUACCGACGUAGUUUCAGAAGAAGUAUUGGUAGCAGACUGUGCCUCUGAAGCAGUCAUAGAUGCCAAUGGGAUCCCUGUGGACCAGCAGGAUGAUGACAAAGGCAACUGUGAGGACUACCUUAUGAUUUCCUUGGAUGAUGCUGGCAAAAUAGAACAUGACGGUUCUUCUGGAAUGACCAUGGACACAGAGUCGGAAAUUGAUCCUUGUAAAGUGGAUGGCACUUGCCCUGAGGUCAUCAAGGUGUACAUUUUUAAAGCUGACCCUGGAGAAGAUGACUUAGGUGGAACUGUAGACAUUGUGGAGAGUGAGCCUGAGAAUGAUCAUGGAGUUGAACUGCUUGAUCAGAACAGCAGUAUUCGUGUUCCCAGGGAAAAGAUGGUUUAUAUGACUGUCAAUGACUCUCAGCCAGAAGAUGAAGAUUUAAAUGUUGCUGAAAUCGCUGACGAAGUUUAUAUGGAAGUGAUCGUAGGAGAGGAGGAUGCUGCGGCAGCAGCAGCAGCCGCCGCCGUGCACGAGCAGCAAAUGGAUGACAAUGAAAUCAAAACCUUCAUGCCGAUCGCAUGGGCAGCAGCUUAUGGUAAUAAUUCUGAUGGAAUUGAAAACCGGAAUGGCACUGCAAGUGCCCUCUUGCACAUAGAUGAGUCUGCUGGCCUCGGCAGACUGGCUAAACAAAAACCAAAGAAAAGGAGAAGACCUGAUUCCAGGCAGUACCAAACAGCAAUAAUUAUUGGCCCUGAUGGACAUCCUUUGACUGUCUAUCCUUGCAUGAUUUGUGGGAAGAAGUUUAAGUCGAGAGGUUUUUUGAAAAGGCACAUGAAAAACCAUCCCGAACACCUUGCCAAGAAGAAAUACCGCUGUACUGACUGUGAUUACACUACCAACAAGAAGAUAAGUUUACACAACCACCUGGAGAGCCACAAGCUGACCAGCAAGGCAGAGAAGGCCAUUGAAUGCGAUGAGUGUGGGAAGCAUUUCUCUCAUGCAGGGGCUUUGUUUACUCACAAAAUGGUGCAUAAGGAAAAAGGAGCCAACAAAAUGCACAAGUGUAAAUUCUGUGAAUACGAGACAGCUGAACAAGGGUUAUUGAAUCGCCACCUCUUGGCGGUCCACAGCAAGAACUUUCCUCAUAUUUGUGUGGAGUGUGGUAAGGGUUUUCGUCACCCGUCAGAGCUCAAAAAGCACAUGAGAAUCCAUACUGGGGAGAAGCCGUACCAAUGCCAGUACUGCGAAUAUAGGUCUGCAGACUCUUCUAACUUGAAAACGCAUGUCAAAACUAAGCAUAGUAAAGAGAUGCCAUUCAAGUGUGACAUUUGUCUUCUGACUUUCUCGGAUACCAAAGAGGUGCAGCAACAUGCUCUUAUCCACCAAGAAAGCAAAACACACCAGUGUUUGCAUUGCGACCACAAGAGUUCGAACUCAAGUGAUUUGAAACGACACAUAAUUUCAGUUCACACGAAAGACUACCCCCAUAAGUGUGACAUGUGUGAUAAAGGCUUUCACAGGCCUUCAGAACUCAAGAAACACGUGGCUGCCCACAAGGGCAAAAAAAUGCACCAGUGUAGACAUUGUGACUUUAAGAUUGCAGAUCCAUUUGUUCUAAGUCGCCAUAUUCUCUCAGUUCACACAAAGGAUCUUCCAUUUAGGUGCAAGAGAUGUAGAAAGGGAUUUAGGCAACAGAGUGAGCUUAAAAAGCAUAUGAAGACACACAGUGGCAGGAAAGUGUAUCAGUGUGAGUACUGUGAGUAUAGCACUACAGAUGCCUCAGGCUUUAAACGGCACGUUAUUUCCAUUCACACAAAAGACUAUCCUCACCGGUGUGAGUACUGCAAGAAAGGCUUCCGAAGACCUUCAGAAAAGAACCAGCACAUAAUGCGACAUCAUAAAGAAGUUGGCCUGCCCUAACAAUACUUCUACAGAACGUUUGUAGAGAUAUUGGCCUUGAAGUAGAAAAUUCAUUUUAAAGCCAAUCAGUCUCGUUCACAUACAAUACUGUAUAUUGAUUUAUGCUGUGUACAAAUAGAAUUAUUGCUUCUAGUUGACUUUUUUUAAUAUACAUUUUGUUCAGUAGUGUGUUCUGAAUUCUAUUCAGUUUGUUUAAUAAAUGGGGAAAACUGGCAACAUGCUAGUUACUUUUAAUAAAGUAAUCCCUGAUUCUAUACCGAAGUUUUAUAUCUUAGAAUUUUAUAUUUAUUUAAAUAUUUACCUUGCUUACCUUGAUGGUACUCUUCUAAGACCAUUAACUUAAGGUAACUUUAUAUUGGUAACUCUUAAAGUAUUCAUGUUGACUCAUUUUUUUCCCCAUACAUUUCUCACAAUAAAAUUGUCAGAGACAUCUACUAAUAUAAAUGGGAGAUUUUACAGUCAGGUCUAAUUAUCAUAACAUGGAAGUCAUUUACUUGUCUUGCUUAAUAUUUUCAGACCACUUGACAGUGAAAGUUUCCAUUUGAGCUUUUGCAUCCCUGGCUUUGCUGAGUAAAGAGCAGUGGCUGGGUUUGUGUUUACUUUUCAAAUAUACUUCUUUUAGCUUUUUUUGGAUUAUUUACAUCUUUUGUCAGCAUAGCAAACUUUUAGAAAACCUUAUUGAAAAAUUGUGCUUGAUCAUGUUGUAUUUUGAUUAUUCUGUCUGUGCGGCUUCGUCUUGGAAUGGUUGUGUGCUACAAAUGACACUUACUGAGGACUGCAUUUUGGAAUCUCCUAGAGGUAACUCAUGGCUUAUAGGAUCUUUUGCAACUUUAUGUAUGUAAAUGUACCCUGAAUUAUAUAUAUACACAUAUAUAUCAUGUACCUGUGUGUAUUGCUUAUUUUACAUAUUUAUACACACAACCCCAAGUAGUAGUUGUUUAAAAUCUAUAAUGAAAAGUAUUAAAUUUACAAUAACAUGAAAGAUCCAGGGAUGCAUGAGAGAGCAUUUUGUAAGUCAUGCUCUUCAGAGAGACUACUCAGGUGAAGAAUUAGAAGGAAAAUAAGGACACUAGUAUUUUUAAAGAGUAAAGAUAUUUUCUUUUAAAUAUCUUUGGUAAUUGAAAAAUAGAGGUUAAGAUGUUUCUAGGUAGAAUGUUUUCAUACAAUUUCAGCUCCAUGUCUUUAUAUUUUUCUGAAAAGAAAAUGAGUAUCCAGACAUGACUCCCACAGUUCUCUUUGAGAAGCCUGAGAGGGAACUCUGUCUUACCUAGUGAGGGGGAUGGAAAAGAAGCGAUGGCUCUGUGGACCAGAGAACGGGUGCUAAUUAUGACUUCACACUCGGCAAGUUCAGGCCGAUCUGGUAUUUCUCAGUUACAGUUAGCAAACUUUAAAAACUUAAGACUCAAGUUGGCUUUGAUUAAAAGGUAAAGAUGUGUUUUAAGUGGAUAAGGAAAGUCUGAGGCCUUAUUUGGAACAUCACUAAGUCUUCCACAGGUUUUUUUUGGUUUGUUUGUUUUUUAAGACGGAGUCUUGCUCCGUUGCCCAGGCUGGACUGCAGUGGUGCGAUCUCAGCUCACUGCAACCUCUGCUUCCCGGGUUCAAGCAAUUAUCUGCCUCAGCCUCGAGUAGCUGGGAUUAUAGGCGCCCACCACCACACCCGGCUAAUUUUUUAUAUUUUCAAUAGAGAUGGGGUUUCACCAUCUUGGCCAGGCUGGUCUUGAACCCUGACCUCGUGAUCCACCUGCCUCGGCCUUCCAUAGUGCUGGGAUUACAGGCGUGAGCCACCGCACCCAGACACCACAUAGGUCUGAGUCAUUGUCAUACAUUCAUAAAACAAACUCGGUUAAUUAGAACUUGGUUAUGUUAAGAUGAAUCUUGGAGAACAGAAAACAGUUUUUGGGGUCCCUUCAGUUGGCUAUUGGUCUGUAUGCAUCUAGCACAUUGUAGGAGAUUUAGAAAUUGUCUUCCCACCCGAUAGCUGCCUUGUCACCUCAUUAUGGUGCUCCAUCCCCUGUGUGCUUAGGUUUUUACCUUUCAUCUUUCUCUUUGCCAUUGAUGUUUGUAUUCAAGAGUUAUAUUUUUAGGGUUAGAAAUAAAAAUAUUUGGUGUUUGGCAAACCUCUGAAGUGCUAGACUGAUUUAGUCUAGUUUUAAACCAAGUGCUUUAGGCAGGUGUGAACUCCAGCCCAAAUGCCAGUCAAAGUCAAGGCAUGGGUUUUCCUAGCCUAUCUUAUAGGAAAUUCCUGUACCUUCUUGGCCCCCAUAAUGUGCUUUUUUUUUUUUUUUUAAAAAAAAAACUAACUUACAAUUUUGUGAUCCAUGAUUCAUUGCCCUGCGAUUCUUGAAAGCUCUGUCUGUUUUUUUGUGAGAACCUUUAAAAUCUCCCUUAAUUUUUAUUUUCCCAGAAAUAAUGUAAAAACACUUAAAUGAAAGUGGAAAUGUAUUAAUUUUAAAUCCUAUAAAAUUAAUACAGAAAAUAUAAAUGAUUGGGUCAUUUAACUAUAUUUUUUUAAAUAAACUGAAAGAUAAAGAACACAACACUUCACACAUUUUAUAUUUCUCUUACAUACUCUGGAAUCAUACACAGUUCUUUUCUUUUUAAAGCACAACAUUAAAACCUUUAAAAGGUAUUUAAGGGUUUGGUCAAGUGAAUAUGAUAAAACAUACUUGUCUGUAUAAAGAGAAAAUGAAAUCGUAGUCACUGUUAUGUACUGACAUUAGUUACAACCUAGUUUUAAUUCUUAAAACAAUUUUGAUUAGCAAAGCUAAAAAAAAAAAUGGAUGUUUCAGUUAAAUGUUUUAAAGAGGUACAGAUUUUUACAAGGACAUAAUAUAAGUUAUUGUUCUGUAGAAAUACCCUAUUAAAUAUUGUAUGUCCCUCCCUCUGUACACUUUGUAAAGAAAGUAAAAUACAUAAAAAGAAAAUCAUAUAGGGAUGUGUGACAUUAUUGUAAUUGUGUACUUGAGAAUAACGUGCAAAAAUAAAAAUCAGAAUAUUUUCCUGUUAUUGAAUGUUUAGUCUAUUUGAUACCAGUACUAAGUUAAUGCUUUUUCUUAAGGAAAAAAAAAUGUACAGUUUUUGUAAACCUAAUAAACAUCAAAAGCAGUGGAUUGUUUUCAUCCCCCCAUUUCUUAAUUUCUUUUUCACAGCAGUGGAAUGCAAAGUGCUUGAUUGCUUUGAAUUUUGUGACUCAGAUGCAAAUACUGGUAAUAUUUCAGUUCUGUGAAUUUGCAAGUAAUAUUUCAGAGAAGUUAAGAGGUGAUUGGUGAGUCCUUUGAUGAGCAUGUCCUUGGAAUUCAUUUUUUCUUUUAUCUUCAUAAAGGAUUUGUUUUAUUAGCAUCUCCAAUUCCCCUGAGAUAAAUUACUCAUGCAUAAAGUGGUUUUUGAGAGCACUUAAAGUUCAUUUCAGUAUUAAUUUACAGCAUAUUUAAUCAGUGGGGACUGUUACCAUCUCCACAACAGAAAUCACGCGCUCGAGUUACCCCACUGUCCCCAGUUUAGAGGACUAGUAGAUGCUAACAUACUAGGGAAUGGUCAUUGCCACAGUUAAAAAUCGGCAGUUAAGUAAAUGUCAGGAGUCAAAAGAGAUAGAGUUGUGCCAUCUUUGAUUUUAUAGACAAGAUUCUGCAGUUCUUCCAACUGUAUGAACAAAUGUUUGCCUAAUAGUUGAAACAAUAAAUUAAAAUUUUAGGUAAAUGUUGAAGGGAAUGUGGUGAAUGUCACUGUCCAGAGCCAUAAAUCGGGCAAAACCAUACAUAGCAUGCUGAAAAACUUUUGUAAUGGAACACCCAACAAAUGACACCUAACCUGUCUGUGAUCCAACAAGUCAGGUAACAUGCUGCUGUAUUUGUAUUCUCUGGGAAUCUCAGUAUUAAUAAUUUCAUUUCCCACAAAUUCUAGCAUUCGUGUAAGGAAAAACGUGGCUAAUCAAUAUCUUAAAGGGGCAGUCUUUCAGAGCAGUGGUUUUCAAAGUGUGGCCGGGCAGCAUUGGCAGCAUCUUAAUCUCCUGGGACUUUGUUAAAGAUGCAAAUUCUCAGCCCCACCCUAGUCCUACUGAAUUGGGAAACUGGCGUGGGGCCCAGCAAUCUUUGUUUUAACAUGUUCUCCAAGUGAUUCUGAUGCCCGUUCAAACUUGGGAAACACUUUUAGAGCACUUGAGGAACGUAAAAGAUGACUGGUUCAGCAUUUUGUGUGGUAGAUAAGAAAUUAUCACAAAAAAUCAGAAAUGAACAGUGAGAGAAAAAUAGGACCCCAGACAGUUUAUACCUUCCAUUUGCUGUUUUAAAAGUGUGAGCCUGCCAAGUCAACAAGUAUGCCUUUAGCGCACAUGUAAAUAGCCUGCACUUCCUAAAUCUUGUGUGGCCUCCCAUAGUUACAUUCCUCAAAGGUAAAUUGAGUUCAGAGGAAGAUUCAGCAUUUAUGAGAAGGGUUGAAAGAGAGAGAGAGAGAGAGAGAGAGAGAGAGAGUGUGUGUGUGUGUGUGUGUGUGUGUGUGUGUGUAAUUGGCCCAGGGUUACUUAAGUAAAUCAUAACCAUUUUGCCACAUUCUGUAACUGUUUAGUUAAGGUCAAAUUAAGUUUACCCUAUGGAUUUUGUUUCAUCUUUUGUUUCGUGUAUAUACUGUUUGCCUUUUUCAUAAAAAUCUUGGAUUUGUUAUAUAUUGUUCCUGUUAUUUUUGACAUCUUUGCUAUUGUAAAUAAAUUACUAUUUUGUUUUAA
Molecule: messenger RNA, 8416 nt
Organism: Pongo pygmaeus (Bornean orangutan)
Lineage: Eukaryota; Metazoa; Chordata; Mammalia; Primates; Hominidae
Gene: ZFX
Product: zinc finger protein X-linked
Exons: 11
Coding region: 1174-3699 (841 amino acids)
Biological process (GO): regulation of DNA-templated transcription
Cellular component (GO): nucleus
Molecular function (GO): DNA-binding transcription factor activity, RNA polymerase II-specific; metal ion binding; RNA polymerase II cis-regulatory region sequence-specific DNA binding
Source: RefSeq, a predicted model, not a curated record